CUUUCUUCCUUCUCCCUAUCUUGGCUCCCCCCCCUCGCUCGCGGCGGCGCGCCACCUCGAAGCGAUUCUUCUCCCGGAGUCCUCCUCCUCCUCUUCCUCGCCUCCACCAGACCGGCGAGGAGCGGAGAUUCGUCCGGACCUGCCUGCAUUCGUUUUGCUUUGCCGGCGACGAACCCUAGCCCCCUUGGAUUCUUCCGAGACCUCCUUUUCCCGAUCCUUUAUCAUCACCACACCAGCAGAUUCACAACUGUGGCACAGAUCAAGGAUAGUGCUCGUUCCGGUUUGCGCCUAGCAGGGCAAUAUACUGCAGGUUGUGUAGUGAAGCGAAGGUCAGCAUGCGGUUUGCAGUGACAAAAGUGUGUGCUAGUGGGGCGAAGGCUCGCGCUGGGUUGCUCCAGAUUGGAAGCAGCGGUGUUGAGACGCCAGCGCUGCUUUUGUCCACACGCAAGGGGCUGCCGGCAUUUAUGUCUCCUGACCUGCUUUCCUCCCUCCCCCUUCCAGACUCCCUCCUCCUCAAUGUCUGCCCAACCCACUUUAUAGAGGUCCCUUCAUCGAAAACAAUAUCUAAUAUUGGUGGUUUGCAUCGUAUGGUGGGUCUGCCUGAUCAUAUCCUUGUAGCCGCAGCGGGCGAGUCUACUGAGUGUUUACCAUCAAGUGACGCCACCAAUAAAUUUGGUGCAUCUUUUGAAACACCAGCGGGUCGUAAACUGGUCAAACCAUCAGACUAUAUGGAGUUGAUUUCCUGCAUGCAACCUAAUUUGUGGGCAAGCUUGGCAGAUGAGGUUCCAGCCUGGGUUAAUGAGAAACGGAACAAAACAUCUGUUGAGCGAACAUUACGCUGGCUUGACGCAUGUAUUGCAUUGGAUGCGGCUGCUGGGAAAAACAGUUUAGGUGUAGUUGUUGGGGGAUCCAGUAUAGAACAACGAAAACUGUGUGCCACUGAAGUAUCGAAGAGAAAUGUAUCAGGCUUUUGGAUUGGAGGGUUUGGCCUUGGAGAGAGUGUUGAAGAACGUUGCAGUUUACUCAAUGCAGUAACAGAUUGUUUGCCAUUGGAGAAACCUCGCAUUGUCUCUAGGCUUGGUCUUCCAGAGGAGGUCUUGGAGGGUGUAGCUUCUGGCAUAGACCUUUUUGAUUCCACAUACAUUUACCAACUUACUAUGGGUGGUUUUGCACUGAUCUUCCCCAUUGACAUGGUUGAAAGAGAGAUGCAGAAUGGUGUAUUCGACAGUAGUUCUGGGGAUUCUGCAAAGAUUAACCUGCGUGCAACAACAUAUCGGAAGGACACGUCACGGAUAGUCGAUGGCUGUGGCUGCUUCACGUGCCAGAAUCACACCCGUGCCUAUCUCAACCAUCUGAUCAACGUCCACGAGAUGCUGGCUCAGAUUCUACUGGAGAUACAUAACACCCAUCACUAUCUCCGGUUCUUCCGGUCGAUACGGGAGGCGAUCAAGGCUGGAGAAUUCGAUAUCUUCUGGAAGCAGUUUGUUGAAAACAGGCGCUCCCAGAUUGCUGCUGCUGCUGCUGCGCUGUAGAACUUAAUUCGUACAAGAUCUGUGCAAUUUGUGAUAAAAAAUUCUCAGUCAGGAGGUCUUUUAGGGUGGAGACUUCGACAGUUUGUUGUCAAGUUGCUCUGUCAGAGAAACUGAUAGGGUUAAGUGGAUACCCGCCAAAUCUGGGUUCUUUUUAUACUUGAUAACUGCGUUUUACGUAAGGUUUUCUGUUGGCUUGUACUCCCACUUUAUUGAUCUAAAACUUCCUAUAUUAGUUUA
This is a messenger RNA of Hordeum vulgare subsp. vulgare (domesticated barley), 1769 nucleotides long. RefSeq names its product queuine tRNA-ribosyltransferase accessory subunit 2-like. The record is from RefSeq and is a predicted model, not a curated record. Gene Ontology annotation, molecular function: tRNA-guanosine(34) queuine transglycosylase activity. The coding region runs from base 336 to 1532 and encodes 398 amino acids. The transcript is spliced from 11 exons. Lineage: Eukaryota; Viridiplantae; Streptophyta; Magnoliopsida; Poales; Poaceae.